Messenger RNA from Rhopalosiphum padi (bird cherry-oat aphid), 3241 nucleotides. RefSeq lists its product as uncharacterized. Lineage: Eukaryota; Metazoa; Arthropoda; Insecta; Hemiptera; Aphididae. The transcript is spliced from 3 exons. The record is from RefSeq and is a predicted model, not a curated record. Bases 341 to 3241 code for a protein of 966 amino acids.
UAUAAAAAUAAGUCCGGUUUUCCUCCCUGACGCUAUAACUCCAGAACGCACGAACCGAUUUCCACGGUUUUGCAUUCGUUGGAAAGGUCUUGGGCUCCGUGAGGUUUAUAGCAAAGAAAAUUCUGGAAAAUUCAGGAAAAAUUCAACAGAAAAGUGGGGAAAUCGUUUUUCACAUACAGCGCCAUCUAUUAUACAUAGCAUGUACUUCAAACCAAUAGCAACGGUGCGUGAUAAAGUGUGUGACAGAUAUCAUUAUUCUCUGUUCAGUUAAUUUCAUUUAUUGUAAAUUAUAUGGAUCGUGCAUUUGAAGUUAAAUUCAACACUAUGUCCAUAGUCCAAAAUGCCUAGAGAACGACGUGUGAACAUCGGCCGCCGCACAAGACAUGCAAGCCAGCAACAAGUCUAUUCAAGGAACUUAAGAGAAGAAAGACAAAAUAUAAUAAGAGAAAAUGACCGAUUGAGACAUCGCGUGAGCACACGAAGAUCAUUGGCAUCAUACAAUCGCUUGGCAUUCCAAUAUGAUCCCACUGCGAACUACAGUGAUGAUGAAAAUUUGGAUAUUGGACGAAUGACGACUAUAUGCCGAUAUUGCAAUGCGGUAAAGUUCAAAAGAGAAACGGUUGGAUUGUGCUGCGCAAGUGGAAAAGUCAAACUGGAUCCAUUACUUACACCACCACAGCCACUGAAAACAUUGUUUGAUGGAAGUGAUCCCGAUUCCAGCCAUUUUCUUCAACACAUCCUUGAAUACAAUAACUGCUUUCGCAUGACUUCCUUUGGAGCUAAUAUCAUUCGAGAAGGCGGCUUCAUGCCGACUUGCAAGAUACAAGGUCAAAUAUAUCAUUUGCAUGGUUCAAUGGUGCCAACACCAGAUGAACCGCAUCAAUUUCUGCAAAUAUAUUUCAUUUCGUCGAUGGUGGAUCAGCUGAACGUGCGGUGCAAUAUACAGGGAGCACAACAGUUAAAGAGACGAAUUAUUGAACAGUUGCAAGCAUUUUUUCACGCUAAUAAUGCUGUGGUUAAUAUGUUCAAAACAGCAUUGGAACGAAUGCCAUCGGAUACGCACAAAUUUGUCAUAAGAGCGGAUUGUACUCCGACAGGUGAACAUGUGCGAAGAUUCAAUGCACCCACCGUUAAUGAUGUUGCUGCAAUUAUUGUUGGCGAUCCAACUAAAUCACGAGACAUUGUCGUUCAGCGAAGAAGCAAUAUCAUGCAUCGUGUAAACGAGACACAUCGUUUGUACGAUGCGUUACAAUAUCCAAUCAUUUAUUGGCAAGGGCAAGACGGAUACGACAUCACGUUGAAGAUGGUCGAUCCAAUUACAGGAGUAUCAACGAAUAAUAAAAAUCUAAGCGCAAUGAAUUACUAUGCGUAUCGUAUGAUGAUUCGUACACAUGAGGAGAAUGUCAUUCUGAAGUGCGGUCGGCUAUUCCAGCAAUUCGCUGUUGACAUGUAUGUCAAAGUCGAGACCGAACGUUUAGCGUUCAUCAGAUUCAAUCAGCCAAAGCUACGAUCUGAGGACUAUAUACACUUGCGUGAUGCUAUUCAUUCAGAUGGUGAUGUUCAGAAUAUUGGACGACUGACGAUUCUCCCAUCAACUUAUAUCGGAAGCCCACGCCACAUGCACGAAUACGCUCAAGACGCUAUGACGUACGUGCGAAAUUAUGGAACUCCGGAUUUAUUUAUUACGGUCACAUGCAAUCCGAAGUGGACGGAAAUUGAACGCGAGUUGGAACCGGGUCAAAAACCGCAAGAUCGCCAUGACAUAAUCGCCAGAGUAUUUCAGCAAAAACUCAAGGUUAUGAUGGAUGUGCUUACUAAGUAUCGAGUUUUUGGUGACACACGUUGUUAUAUGUACUCGGUGGAAUGGCAGAAGCGUGGACUACCGCAUGCUCAUAUCCUAAUUUGGUUGCUGAACAAAUUACAUUCAAAUGAAGUGGAUGACAUCAUAUCAGCUGAAAUUCCUGAUCCAGUCACUGAUCCCCGUCUACACGACAUUGUGACGACACAGAUGGUGCAUGGACCGUGCGGUGCAUUAAAUCCAUUAUCGCCUUGCAUGGCUGAUGGAAAGUGCACAAAACGAUAUCCGCGACCGUUAGUUGCUGAAACAGUCACAGGGAACGAUGGAUAUCCAGUUUAUCGUCGGCGUUCAAAAGAAGAUAACGGUCGAACUAUCAAAGUUAAAGUUCAAAAUCAAGAGAUUGAGAUCGGAAAUGAAUUCAUUGUACCAUAUUGCCCGCUGCUAUCACGAAUUUUCGAAACACAUGCAAACGUUGAGAGUUGUCAUUCGGCCAAAUCAAUCAAAUAUUUGUGCAAGUACGUCACAAAAGGCAGCGACAUGGCUGUGUUUGGUAUUGCGUCGGAAAAUGUGAAUGACGAAAUCAGCAACUUCCAAAUGGGCAGAUACGUCAGUACUAAUGAAGCACUGUGGCGAUUAUUGUCAUUUCAAAUUCAUGAAAGAUAUCCCACAGUUGUACAUUUAGCAGUGCAUUUGGAAAAUGGCCAAAGAGUUUACUUCACUGAGGCUAAUGCGGCACAACGAGCUGAGAGACCACCAUCGACAACAUUGACUAGCUUCUUUGCAAUGUGUGAAGCAGAUCCAUUCGCAGCGACGCUGAUGUACGUUGAAAUGCCCAAGUAUUACACUUGGAAUCAAUCAACAAAGAAAUUCCAACGUCGCAAACAAGGAACCCCAGUUCCAGACUGGCCACAGGUGUUUUCAACUGAUGCACUAGGUCGUAUGUACACUGUUCAUCCUAGAAACGAUGAAUGUUUUUAUUUGCGACUGCUGUUAGUAAAUGUACGUGGACCGAAAUCAUUUGCGCAUUUGAAAACUGUGAAUGGCCACCAAUGCCAAACAUAUCGAGAAGCAUGUCAACUAUUGGGUUUGCUGGAGAACGAUUCUCAUUGGGAUUUAACACUUGCAGAUUCAGUUGUUUCAUCAAAUGCGUACCAAAUACGAACGCUGUUCGCAAUUAUCAUCACCACAUGUUUUCCUUCACAACCAAUUCAGUUAUGGAACAAAUACAAAGACGCCAUAUGUGAAGAUAUCUUGCAUCGCUUGCGUAUUCAAACGAAUAAUCCUGACAUCCAAAUAACCGAUGAAAUCUACAAUGAAGGAUUGAUUCUGAUUGAGGAUCAAUGCUUGACUAUUGCAAACAAGCUACUGAUUGAAGUAGGAAUGAUUGCGCCAAAUCGAUCGAUGCACGAUGCAUUCAACCAAGAAUUAAAUCGAGAGAAAUAA